Messenger RNA from Tripterygium wilfordii, 4099 nucleotides. RefSeq lists its product as uncharacterized. The record is from RefSeq and is a predicted model, not a curated record. NCBI's taxonomy places the organism in Eukaryota, Viridiplantae, Streptophyta, Magnoliopsida, Celastrales, Celastraceae. The transcript has 10 exons. Gene Ontology annotation, molecular function: protein kinase activity; ATP binding; protein binding. Gene Ontology annotation, cellular component: cytoplasm. Bases 499 to 3858 code for a protein of 1119 amino acids. Gene Ontology annotation, biological process: protein phosphorylation; signal transduction.
CAAUUGAUAAGUUAGUUUACGGGUACCGCGUUAUUUGAAAGCAGCACAGUCGCUCCCUCCUCCGAGCUUUAUGCAACGGCCCCUCUCUUCUCUACCCACGCCUCUCAACAAAACAAGACCCAUUUUCAUCUUCUCCCCUUUUUGGGGUUUCUUCUGAAAAUUAAUGCAUUCCAAUGCAAUUACCUCCAAUGCUCAACUCAACCACAGAUUUUGAACAAUCCAAGAAGUACCCAUUUCGCCUUUCUUUCUUUUCUAUCAUCUGUUGGUGAAGAUCAAGUCAUGGAAUAUCAUUUGUAAGAUUUAUUCCAGGAGACAAGUUAACCAGCUAUGGGAUUGAUGUGUUAAUAUAGAAAAUGGGAGCACAAUUGGUUCCAAUUUGAAAAGGUAUAUAAAAAUUUGUUUUCUAAUUUAAGGGUUUUGAUGAUAUAAAAGGUUCAGUGGGAUGAAACUGUUCUUACCCAGCUACAUUUAGAGAGUGAUCACUUUUGAGUUGAGGCCAUGACAAGGGAAGCACUUGAUUCUCCAGUACUGGAGUUCUACAGAGACUCGGCGAUUGUGUCAAGUGAUAGAAUUGUAAAUAAUUUAUGUUCACAGACAGGAGAGGAAUUUUCAACGGAGUUUUUAAGGGAUCGUAUAGCGAUAAGAAGAGUUCCAGUCAUGACAGAUGAAGAUCAAUACCAGACAGGAAGACUGGGAUUAAAUUAUAAUCAGAUACAUGAAUUGGCUUAUAAGGAUGUUGCUGGAAUUAAUCGGCUGAUGAAAAAGGACUCUGAAUCCAAUUCGGAAGAAUUUGUUCCUCGAAUGGAAUUUCUUCCAGAAGUAGACAAUCGGUUUUAUCCUGAUCCUAUCAGUAGGUACCACCAAGAACAUGUUGCAAGUGGACAAAACUUGGGGACUUAUGCUGAUCAUAGUUAUUUUGAUCAAGAUGCUUUGAGACCCACAGUUGCACAAGGUUAUGGUGCUGGGUCUCAUCAGAUGUAUAAUCCUUUUGGAAAACAAGUCUUGGAAGAAUCGAUUUCUGCCAAGAUGAAAUUUCUUUGCAGCUUUGGGGGAAGGAUAUUACCAAGGCCGAGUGAUGGGAAGCUUAGGUAUGUGGGUGGAGAGACAAGGAUCAUUUCGAUUAGGAAAAACCUUAGUUUUGUAGAACUUAUGAAGAAAACUUUGGCAAUUUGUAAUCAGCCUCACACAAUAAAGUACCAGCUUCCUGGUGAGGAUCUUGAUGCACUUAUAUCUGUUUCUUCUGACGAGGAUCUUCUUCAUAUGAUUGAGGAAUAUCAAGUUCUGGAAAGAAACGGAGGUUCUCAAAGACUGCGUAUAUUUCUCGUUUCUCUGGGCGAAUCUGAGGGUCCAUGUUCUUUUGAAGGUAGAGCCCCAAAGCAGAAUGAUGCUGACAAUCAGUACGUUUUCGCUGUCAAUGGCAUGAUGGACAUGAGUCCGCAGAAGAGCUCCAGUGGACAAAGUCUUGCAAGCCAAACAAACCAGUUGGGAAAUGUUUCAGAUUAUAGUCCUAGUUUUCCUAGAGACUCUCCUACAUUUUCUUAUGCUUUGGAAAGCAUGGAUCAAAGUCCAAGUUACUCAAAUAUGGUAGGAUUAGGAAUGUUUCCAAACCCUACUGCUCAGUUCUGGGCAAAACUCAAGAUCCCAAAUAAUUCAUUCAAUCAAUCCUCUCCUGUAUCUCCAAGGACAUUACACCAAGGAGAUCACAAGAACUCAAAUGCACUUUUUUUCUCUGAUGGUAGAGAGAGAAUUAAUCCCUUUGUUAUGGAGAAGCUUCCAUGUGAAUUCUAUGGCGCUGAUGCCUCUAGCUAUUAUAAUAAUGUUCCCUAUGGGCCUCUGCCAUUGAUGAACUGCCAUCAUGCUAACCAGUAUUUGGUAGAAGCUGGCCAUACUAACAAACCAUGUGAAACACAUUUUCACAACCGUAGUCCAAGUGGAGAUUAUGUGCCUUCUCAACUGCAUGGGCAAAGGGAUAUCAACACUGAUAGAUCCAUACUUAUAGAAAGGGCACUUUCUGACUCGCAGUUGCAGGAACAUGAAAAGAGGUCAACACACUUCAGGGAAGGAGUAAGCCAACUGUCCCAAUGGAAUCAUUCUCCGGCUAUGUCAAAUUCCUCACAAGAAUGGCCAAUUGACAGGAGUGAUUCUUAUUCUGGUCAAGACAGAAAAUUCUGUGUAUGUACAGAAUCUACAUCAGAAGAAAGCAACUCAGAGUAUAAGAACUUUCCAAACCUAAACUACUUGCCCAGUAAUCAUGGUUUCGCUGACAAUUUACGAGACUCUGGAAGCACAGUUUCUUCUUCUUCAGUCAUUAUGCUGGAAAAUUCUCUAGAUAUCCUAAGGAGGCCAUCAGGUAACCAAUCCAAAAGAACUGCUCCUGAGUUCCUUAUCAAGAUCCAAAAUGUUGCCAAGGACCAGCCGUAUGCAAUGAAAGAGACAAUUAGUGCUCAACCAGUUUUGCAUGGGUUUCCUGAACCAUUGCCUAUUUCGUUUCAGGGAUUAGAUGAGCAUGAACAGCUAAACCUCAUUACUAAAUCAUUCAAAAGUACAGCUUCAAGAAGAGAGGCUUCCUACCAUGAUGAAAACGCUAUGAAUUAUCUAGAUGAAAAGAUUAAAAAGGCAGGGAAUGUUGAGCGAUCUUUUGAUGAUUUAAAAUAUGGAGAUGCUUUUGGUGUACUAUCACAACCCUUUGAUAACAAUCAUGACUACAAGGCAUUGGAAUCCGUUAUUACUGUUGAAGAAGUAACUGGUAGCUUACCUUCCGACAUCCCUUAUGCUACAAACAUUGUCCCACAUGUACAAUAUGAGAUAGGGGAUACAGAUGCAGAUAAUAAUACUCAAGAAUCUGACCGUGAAUUUUCUUCUCCUAGCGAGAAAGAGGCAGAGAACAUGACUCAAGAAUCUGACUAUGUGGCAGUCAAAGCUGAUAGAAGAAACAAUGAUGAAUCUUUUAGCGAUUCCACGAUGGCUGAAAUAGAAGCAGGCAUUUAUGGUUUACAGAUCAUAAAAAACGCUGAUCUUGAGGAACUGCAAGAGCUAGGAUCUGGUACAUUUGGAACUGUUUAUCAUGGAAAGUGGAGAGGGACUGAUGUUGCCAUUAAAAGAAUCAAAAAGAGUUGUUUUUCAGGGAAAUCUUCAGAGCAAGAGCGUUUGACUAAGGACUUCUGGAGAGAGGCACGAAUUCUGUCGAAUCUUCACCAUCCUAAUGUGGUGGCAUUAUACGGUGUGGUCCCUGAUGUGCCCGGGGAAACAAUGGCAACUGUGACUGAAUAUAUGGUGAAUGGAUCAUUAAGGCAUGCUCUCCUAAAGAACAGAGCACUUGACUGUCGUAAAAAGCUUAUAAUCACAUUGGAUGCUGCUUUUGGCAUGGAAUAUCUACACUUGAAAAAUAUUGUUCAUUUUGACUUGAAGUGUGACAAUUUGUUUGUUAAUUUGAGGGAUCCUCAACGCCCCAUAUGCAAGGUUGGAGAUUUUGGAUUGUCAAGAAUUAAACGCAAUACUCUUGUAUCUGGUGGAAUUCGUGGAACACUUCCAUGGAUGGCACCAGAAUUAUUGGAUGGAAGCAGUAACCGGGUCUCAGAGAAGGUUGAUGUGUUUUCAUUUGGUAUUGCAAUGUGGGAGAUUCUAACCGGAGAAGAGCCCUAUGCCAACAUGCAUUGUGGUGCUAUAAUAGGAGGAAUUGUAAAUAACACAUUGAGGCCUCCUAUACCGGAACGCUGUGAUCUAGAGUGGAAAACCCUAAUGGAACAGUGUUGGUCGUUCGAUCCAGCAGCCAGGCCAUCAUUUCCAGAAAUAACAAACAGGCUGCGUGUUAUGUCGAUAGCUCUACAACCGAAGCGACGCAACCUUCUAACUCGAUGAAUUCAUCAUUUCUCAUCACAAAGCAUAUAUGAAGGUGUACUCACAAAGGAUGUAGAAUACAUACCAUAUUUUUUGCGCAUAUAUUUGGAAGAGCAGCUCGUGUAAAGUUAAUGUCUUUGUAAAAAAUUAUAUAUAUUCCUAUUAGAAGCAAACAGAUUAACAGUCCAAUUCUCAUGUACUCUUUUCAACAUAUAAAUUAGGACACUCUCUGUUCAUUUUUCAGAAAUCAAUAUAUCAUGCC